Messenger RNA from Anopheles coluzzii, 703 nucleotides. RefSeq lists its product as uncharacterized. The transcript is spliced from 2 exons. Bases 89 to 556 code for a protein of 155 amino acids. The record is from RefSeq and is a predicted model, not a curated record. NCBI's taxonomy places the organism in Eukaryota, Metazoa, Arthropoda, Insecta, Diptera, Culicidae.
AGGAGGAGAGGAGCACAUAGAAACAACAACAACAAAACAUUUGAUUUUAUGAAAAUAGUGACUGCAUUGAUAAUCGAUUGCACUAGUGAUGCGUGAUGGGAGGCAACAAUCUGGGGUCGGCUCUGAUCCUACUCCGAUAAUUUCGGAACCGAUUCCGGAAGGUAGGUCCACCCAGAAUUAUCCGGAGUCGUUCGCAAUCUCGACCGGAAUUGCGACUGGAAUUGCCCGGAGUCGUCUGGGGUCGUCCGAAGUUGUCCGGAGUCGUCCUGAGUCGUCCGGAGUAGUUCGCAGUAAUUCGGAGCCGUUAAGAGCCGUUCGGAGCCAACCGGAGAGCCAGUUUGGCAAAAUCCGAACCACUAGUUCCGCCUGGAAUUGGAGUCGUCUGGAAUUUCCCGGAGUUGUCUGGAGUCGUCUGGAAUCGUCCGAAGUUGUUCGGAGUCGUCCGGAGUCGUCCGGAGUCGUUAAGAGCCCUUCGGAGUCACCCGGAGUUUCGGAGUUACAGUCUAGUCUAGCGGUAUUGUACAAGUUUCAUCCAAAAGCCCCCCACCCCAUCUAGCACAAUAUACCACAACGUUUGCCAUUGGUACACCCGAAAUGAAUACCCCAAUUCGAAAGAGUUGAAGCAUAAUCCGUCAAAGAAACUAGUUAAAAAACAAACGAACAACUAACGUGCUUAGUUUAAAUAAAGCUUACAGGCACCAUU